Molecule: messenger RNA, 7568 nt
Organism: Pecten maximus
Lineage: Eukaryota; Metazoa; Mollusca; Bivalvia; Pectinida; Pectinidae
Product: transient receptor potential cation channel subfamily M member 2-like
Exons: 26
Coding region: 269-4009 (1246 amino acids)
Biological process (GO): calcium ion transmembrane transport
Cellular component (GO): membrane
Molecular function (GO): ligand-gated calcium channel activity
Source: RefSeq, a predicted model, not a curated record
GGUGUGUAUUGUCUGUGUAUUCGUGCCAGAUUAGAGACAUGCCAGUGCCAUACACACUCCGGUCUGUUUGUAGGAUUACUUUUAAAAACACUGAUAUACUACUUGGUACAUACACACGUAUUUGACCGAUUGUUAUUGUGUUGUUACGUGUCAUAUAGUGUCUUUAAAUCACGACUUUGUAUACAUAUAAAAUGGCUUUAAGAAGAAGGAAACGUCAGCGAGUAUUGGAAAAUAGCUGAGUUUCCCGUAAAGUACUUAUACUCAAAAGAUGGAUACCACGUCAAUCCCAAUUGUCCAACGGAAACAGAAUGAUGACAUUGCCCAAAUAAAGAACAGAGAUGACGAGCUGGGAUUUGUCUCUUCACACUUCCAUGAAUUUUGUUGUGGCCAGUUUGACGAGGAGGAUGGACAGGAAGGAAUGCUUUCUAAUACAAAAAUCUGCAAGUGUGGACAAACAAAUGUUGAACACCGGAAAGAUUAUAGAGGGCCCCAGUCGUUAAGAAACUCAUUAUACUGUGGCAAAAUAUGGAGGAAUCGGAUCAACUCACUCAAGUAUGUUCAAGUAGCUACUAGGGAUGACCCGGGAAAGAUACUCGAGCAUUUUUCGAGGUACUGGAAGAUUAAAGAUGCUGGUUUGGUUAUAUCCGUUGUUGGCGACGAGAUUCCACUAAAGCUUUGGAGGAAUUUUCAGUCUAAACUUGUUCAGUUUUCCCGUGAUGCUGAUGCGAUGGUGAUGACUUCCGGUUUAGACGAAGGUAUAACGAAAUCAGUGGACAAAGUGUUCAGCAAGAUGGAUCAGUCCUACAAGCAGCGGAGGGUUCCUGUAAUCGGACUGUCGCCGUGGAAUAUGAUCAAAGAAAAGAACAUGCUCAUAGCAGAUCCAAGAACUUUUUCGCGCACCUCACAAAAACAAAGUAAGUGGAACGUGGACAUCAUGACCAGAGGUGACACACGACUAUGUCACGGACUAGGUUACCACAUGUUUGUAGACUUUGCUCACGACAAGGCCAGGUAUUACAGUGAUGCCCUUGUUGGGGAGUAUACAGAGAAAGUGAUGAAGUAUCGACACCGAAUAGAACAGAAACUGAUGGAACUGAAUGAAGACGAGCAUACAGCAGAACACGCGCAGCUCUCUGCACCAGUGGUCAUCGUUCUGGCAGGAGGAAAUGAGUCAACACUGACAUAUAUUGACCUCGCUUUGAAGGCAAAAUUACCAGUAUUGGUAAUAAAGGGUACCGACGGCCUAGCAGGAUUCAUCGCCAACGCGAAUAACCCUAGUUUGGAGUUUGGUGAUUUUGUAGAAGAUUUCUUCCAAUAUAUUUCUGUCUCUCGAACCUACACAGAACGUGAGAAAUCGCGAAUAUCUUGUCAGCUGAAGGAACUGUAUCAAAAUCUCCAAACCGACAGUGAAGAAUGUUUUGCUGUAUGCGAUUUGGAGAAAGAAGUCGAUUUCAACAACAAGAUUCUCACAGUCCUCCUCAACAGCAGCACACGACACCCGAAGAGACUGAGCAGAAUCCUGAGUCUAGCGGUGGAAUGGAAUAUGCUCAAGAACGAACAAGUCCAGGAACUACUUACUCAACACCUUGAUUCCUGUGAUACAGAGAUGUUCCAUGAAACUCUGUUGACAGCCAUAACUACUCAGGAGAAUCGACUGGACUGGAUUGAAGAGCUCAUAGGCAAAGAAAUUACAAUUGUCGACUUCAAUAACUUCAUAAGCAAAAAUCUCCAUCAGCUCUACGAGAGGGCAUGUUAUGAUUACGGAAUGACUAUCUGGGAAGACAUAGCUCCAACAUACCUUUAUCGAGAUGAAAAGAAAUCAGACGAAGUAAAGGCCAUAUCAGACCGAAAGGUUAUAGUACGAGUGUUGAAGAACCUGUUUGACAGGUAUGAAGAUGAUUUUGUGGCUACAGAAUUUGAACUGCAGCAGAAAACUGACAAAAGCAACAUGAGAGCUUUGUUGCCAGAACGUCCAGGAAACUACUCCUACCCGUACAAACAUCUUCUGAUCUGGGCUGUUAUCUUCCUAAGGCCAGAUAUCGCUAAAUUUGCUUGGCGGAAGUUACGACAGGAGCCGUUGCAGAGUGCUAUUGCCAUGUGUUACCUAUCGGAGACAAUGAAAUCCCAGAUCGACGACAGAUUUCAGAAUGAGAAAGAACAACUAGAAAUCAACAAAAAGAUGUUCGAAGAUUUGGCCAUCCAGCUGCUAAGUGCCUGUAAUGUUGGAGACGAGAAUCUCACCCAGUUACUGUUGUGUUGUCCGUCGACUGUGUGGGGUGGACUGUCUGCUCUACAGAUGGCAGCGAGCGGAAAUGUGACGAACUUUAUGGCAGCACAGGCAGUACAGAAGUUCAUGGAUGAUAUAUGGAAUGGUGGAGUAUUUGUGGACGUGAAAAGGAUGGUCUUGUUACAAGUGAUGCCAAUUCUCGUGGCUACACCUGUCAUGAAGGUCAGGGUUCCAUAUAUUCUCCAGAAGACAGAGGAUUUAGAUGAGACUUACGGAAGGAAAGGGGGAUCAAAGUUCCUCGUGCGAACGUAUCAAAAGUUCAAACUUUACUUCAACUCCCCGAGAACAAAGUUCUUUUAUCAUAACAUGACGUAUUUCAUGUUUCUUGGACUAUUUGUGUAUAUGGUUUUGGUAGACUUUAAGAAAGCAUACGUCACCAUCAUGGAGAGCGUCUGUCUGGCAUGGAUUCUCACCCUGUUGGUGGACGAACUGUAUACCUUGGGGAUCUUUCCAACAGCCAGCUGGAGGGCGACAUUUCGUGACCUUAUCGGUCUGACAACCAUUGUGGAAUCCCUGAAUGCCCUAUUGUUUGUUCUUGGUUACUGUGUCCACCACCUGGAGCCUGACCAGACCUUUACAAAAAUAGCCUAUUCCAUCAAUCUCGUCAUCUUCCAACUCAAAAUAUUCAAGGCGUACAUUGUCGAUCAGACUUUGGGACCUCAGGUCGUCAUGGUAAAAGAAAUGACGGCGUCCAUGCUGCAGUUCCUCCUGAUCUUACUGAUCUUUAUCGUGGCCUAUGGAACAUCUAGUCAGGCCUUGCUCUAUACAGAGCGACAUCCUUCCUGGAACAUCAUUAGGGACAUCUUCUACCAACCUUACUGGACAGUUUACGGCGAAGUGGGAUUAGAUGAAAUAGCUGAUGAUCCGGAUUGCGUUGACGAUGCUAAGUUUUGUCGGAAGCAACAUAGUCUCGUAUAUAUAUUCCUUGGUAUCUACAUAUUGUUGUCGAAUGUCCUUCUUCUCAACCUACUGAUUGCUAUUUUCAGCAACAUUUACAACGUGAUAUUCGAAAAGACAUCCGCUAUUUGGCGCUACAACAUGUACUUUUUAACAUAUGAGUACCAGCUGAAGACGGUUUUUGUACCGCCUUUUUCUAUCUUGGUUCAUAUGGCGAGAUUUCUGAGGUUCAUAUUCUGCUGCAAAUGUAGGAAAACAAUACUAGGAAACCAGAUCACUCUAAAAGACAAUGAGUAUCAUCGUGUCAAUCGGAUGCAAAUUGAAGAGCGGAAAAACAUGUUUCAGAAAGAGUUAAAGGAAACGCAAACUUCAUUAACAAUACAAAUACAGAAAAUUGUCAGCAGACUAGAUAAGAUUGAGGAAACUUUGAGCAGUGACCACAUGGAGAUGACCACUGUGAAGCUUGACCGACUUAACUCCAAACGCUCUUUAAGGGGGCCAUCGCGUGCAGUGAUGUUUACUAAGAUGGCAAAACAAGACAGUAUCGAACAAAUCAAACCUUUGACGAUUGAAGAUGAUUUGCAAAGUGAAAAAGACGAAAAUAGCACUCUCCAUCAGCCUGAAAAUGACAAUACAAUGGCUCACAAAAGAAGACAAAGAAGAAUGGAAAGAAGGUCGGCAAGAAAUCUUGAUCAGGAAUCGGACGAAGACAACGAUGAAGAAACGGCAAACAUUAAUUUAUCAAAUAAUAUGUGGCCAAAUCAUGUCGAGGAAAACGGAAACCCUGCUGUUACACAAAAACAGUUAAAUCAGGGAAGGAGAUAAAAAACAAGAAGAAAAGGAGAGAAACAGGGAGGUUUAUCCUAGGAAAAAGAACAGGAUCGAACCGGAAAAUAUCAAUAUGAAUCAACUGGGCGACAAACACAAAAAGAAAGGAAGGAACAGUAACCCUUUGUUGAGCUCGCUUAAAGAUGAAAUUUUAGGGACGUUUGAAUAUAAGGAAACAACAGGACAAAAAAAGGAGAAGAAAGCAAAACAAAGUGAGAGAAACACCAGUACAACAGCUUUAACAAAAGAGAACCUGCUAGAAACUACACAGGGACUGGAAAGUUCGAAAAAUCAAAAACGAAAAAGUCGUAAGAAACAAAACGGAAGGAGUAGUGAAUCAAACUUAGAGAUGGAAAAUCUGAAAUCAAAUGUAGAAAAUGACUUUGUAGAAAACGAUUUGGUAGAAAAUGAUUUUGAUAUUAAGGUUAAAUACACACGUCCACCAGACACAAGGAAGGAAAAGUUUAAGCGGACAACGAUGAAACGUUCAAGGAGAGGAAACGUGAGCGGAAACAUGACAGAAUUACCUACGGUGGACAAAUGUAUCACAAGUGCGUCUCCAACUCGCGCGAUAUCCCCUUAUCUCUCCUCAUCUGACAACGAAAGUCAGGCGUAACAUACACUUCUAUUGUGUUCAUUUGUCAACAAUUGUCCCAUUAUGUUAUAUAACAUAUAAAGAAAACAAAAGUCGAUAGGUGCAUCAAGAAUCGAAAUAAUUACCAAAGUGAAAUAUACAUGGGACUGUUCAAUGUAACCCUGGUGAUCCCUAUAACCUUAAAUAUAACACUGGUAAUCCCAAUGACCUUUACUGUGGCACUGGUAAUCCAAAUGACCUUUACUGUGGCACUGGUAAUCCCACUAACCUUUACUGUGACACUGGUAAUGCCACUAACAUUUACUGUGGCACUGGUAAUGUCACUAACCUUUACUGUGGCACUGGCAAUGCCACUAACCUUUACUGUGGCACUGGCAAUGCCACUAACCUUUACUGUGGCACUGGUAAUCCCAAUAACCUUUACUGUGGUACUGAUAAUCCCAAUAACCUUUACUGCGACACUGGUAAUCCCUAUAACCUUUAUUGUGACACUGGUAAUGCCACUUACCUUUACUGUGACACUAUUAAUGCCACUAACCUUUACUGUGACACUGGUAAUGCCACUAACCUUUACUGUGACACUGGUAAUCCCAAUAACCUUCACUGUGACACUGGUAAUCCCUAUAACCUUUACUGUGACACUGGUAAUGCCACUAACCUUUACUGUGACACUGUUAAUGCCACUAACCUUUACUGUGACACUGGUAAUGCCACUAACCUUUACUGUGACACUGGUAAUGCCACUAACCUUUACUGUGACACUGGUAAUGCCACUAACCUUUACUGUGACACUGGUAUUACCACUAACCUUUACUGUGACACUGGUAAUGUCACUAACCUUUACUGUGACACUGGUAAUGCCACAAACCUUUACUGUGACACCGGUAAUGCCACUAACCUUUACUGUGAAACUGGUAAUGCCACAAACCUUUACUGUGACACUGGUAAUGCCACAAACCUUUACUGUGACACUGGUAAUGCCUCUAACCUUUACUGUGACACUGGUAAUGCCACUAACCUUUACUGCGACACUGGUAAUGCCACUUACCUUUACUGUGACACUUGUAAUGCCACAAACCUUUACUGUGACACUGGUAAUGCCACAAACCUUUACUGCGACACUGGUAAUCCCAAUAAUUUUUAAUUUCAACUUGUUGUAUUGAUUUAGACCUUUAUCGAUAGAAAGAUAGGAAAUUAACCACGAGAUAUACAUUGUAUUAUGUUGAAAUAUGUUACAAAUAGUACCUACGAAUAUCGAAACGCGAUUGAUACAAGUGGUAUGAAGAUAACUAAGAGAUAAGAAUACUGGUUCGACCAAUGGGCCUGGUUCCACAAUGCAAGGAUUUGUAGUUAUCUAUCUUGAUAGACCGCCAGUUCGACAUACGAUGUAUAUUUAAUCGCAGAUGUACAUUUUAGUUAAUGUUCUGUUAAAUUGUUGUGCAUACGAGCUAUAGUGAGCGAACAUUUUCUAAAGUACUUCCUAUUUGUAUGGUGUUCAUGCUGUUUAUCCUUUUAUUUUGAUGUCUCAGUUAACUGUUAUAUUUCCUUUUGCUUGGUUAUCUCUUCCAUAAGCUGCUGUCAUUGAGUGUGUCUCCCUAGUAACUCUAAUCUUAAAUCUGGUCUUUCUGUCUCCUUAGUGAAAAACGUCUUUCCUCGUUUUGAUGUAUUCCCUUAUAUUUUGUCUUGUCUUCCUUCUAUCAAGUAACUUGUCUUUCAUUUUAUUUUUUGUUUCCUCCAGCAACUACUCAAAUGUUGUAUUUCCAUUAAAUAAGUGCCAUUCAUAGCGUCCCUUGUCCGCUCUGAAAAAAUGUCUCGGUAAGACUUAAGAGUUCUAUUGUCUGACAUAAAUGAAACCAGAUAAAAGAUAAUAUUCCUCUGAAAAUAGUACAUCCAGAAUUAAUCAUGGACUGACACAUAUAUAAAAAUAAUGUUCUGUUUGUGUUCUAAUCUCCCCAACAGAUUCACUGACGAUUCCUAUAACUAGUCAGCGUAUACUCGUUAUAAAGUUCAUACUUUCAGGUGCUAAAUUCCAAUUGUAUUGUUUAGAGACAAACUUCAAAUGUACAUAUAAUGUAUGUCGGACUUGUAGUAAUGUUUCUAGUUUUAGACUGAUAAUCCACUUUACAUUCAAAUCUUAGUCUGGCGAUCCAGGUUUAUCUUCCAGUCUAAGACUGAAACUCGUGGUUUAUAUUCCAGUCUAGGACUGAAGAUCCUGGUUUAAGUUCUAGUCUAAGACUAAAUAUUCUGGUUUAUAUUCCAGUCUAAGAUUGAAGAUCCUGGUUUAUAUUCCAGUCUAAGAUUGAAGAUCCUGGUUUAUAUUUCAAUCUAAGACUGAAUAUCCUGGUUUAUAUUCCCGUCUGUGACUGGCGAUCUUGGUUACAUUCCAAACUAAGACUGAAACUCCUGGUUUACAUUCCAGUCUAGGACUGAAGAUCCUGGUUUAUAUUCCCGUCUGUGACUGGCGAUCCUGGUUUAUAUUCCAGUCUAGGACUGAAGAUCCUGGUUUAUAUUCCAGUCUAGGACUGAAGAUCCUGGUUUACUUUCCAGUCUAAGACUGAAGAUCCUGGUUUAUAUUCCAGUCUAAAAGUAAAGAUCCUGGUUUAAGUUCCAGUCUAAGACUGAAGAUCCUGGUUUAUAUUCCAGUCUAGGACUGAAGAUCCUGGUUUACUUUCCAGUCUAAGACUGAAGAUCCUGGUUUAAGCUCCAGUGUAAGACUGAACGUCGUGUAGUUAACGAUCACGUCUGGGGGACCCCUAGUGUCAUUAUCGCUGAUAUGUGUACCUCCUGUGUAGAUUUGGAGGUUGUGUCAACAUUUUACGUCUAUUUUUGUCUAUUUGUGUUGCAGAACUGACAUUAGAAAUGAUCUGGUGUGAAUUUUAUUAUCUUUUAUAUUUACUUUAUUAAAAUAUAUACAUGUAUUUAAUUGUUUUAAGACAUAGCUCGUGAAAAUAUAACAAAUGU